Messenger RNA from Trichoderma asperellum CBS 433.97, 1100 nucleotides. RefSeq lists its product as uncharacterized. Gene Ontology annotation, biological process: alcohol metabolic process. The record is from RefSeq and is a predicted model, not a curated record. NCBI's taxonomy places the organism in Eukaryota, Fungi, Ascomycota, Sordariomycetes, Hypocreales, Hypocreaceae. Gene Ontology annotation, molecular function: zinc ion binding; alcohol dehydrogenase (NADP+) activity.
AUGUCGACUACAUUCACAGUCUUCAAAGGAUCUCCGACUGGCAAGAUCGCUGAGGGCCAGACAACUGUUCCAGCCUUGCAAAGCAACGAUGUUCUCAUAGAGAAUACCCACUCUGGAGUGUGCGGAACUGAUGCACACUAUCUUCGUACGGACAUGGUACUGGGCCAUGAAGGCGUUGGCAUUGUUAAAGUUGCAGGCAGCAAAGUUAGCCUUGUUAAAGUCGGUGAUCGAGUUGGAUUUGGAUUUGUUAAAGGUGGAUGUGCUGAGUGCCAAUAUUGCUUGGUAGGGCACACCUGGCACUGUGUAAAAGGUGCACACGCAUUUGGCAUAUCUGAUUUUGACCAAGGGUCAUUUGCAACUCAUAGUGUGUGGCCGGAAACACGAUUGGUAAUACUUCCUGAUGAAAUACCUAGCGUCUAUGCUGGGCCAUUCAUGUGUGCUGGGCAAACUGUCUUCAUCCCCUUUUUGCGACAAGGCAUUAAGCCCUCUGACUAUGUUGGCAUUGUGGGAAUCGGAGGGCUGGGCCAUCUUGCUAUCCAAUUUGCGGCAGCUUGGGGUUGUACUGUUGUGGUGUUUUCCAGCUCAGACAAUAAGAAACAAGAGGCUAUCGACUUUGGCGCUACCAAGUUCUAUAACACGACAAAUUUGAGCGCAGCAGAUGUUCCAAAGAUAAAUCAUUUGCUAGUUACUACUAGUGCGACCCCUGACUGGCAGCUAUACACCGAAGUAAUGGCGCCAUUCGGUCAUAUAUAUCCUCUUACUAUUUCGGAAGGCAAUCUCGAAUUCCCUUACAUGUCUAUGAUUAUUAAAGAGUUAUCAAUCCAUGGCAGCUGCUCGUCUACCCCAGAUGAGGUUAACACGAUGUUGCAAUUUGCUGUUAAGCACAAUAUUAGGCCCAGUAUUGAGCGUUUUCCAAUGACAAUGGAAGGAAUUACCAAUGCGUUCGAGAGUCUUGAGGGUGGAACACUGCGAUAUAGAGGUGUGCUUGAAAUCUAAGUGCUAUGACACGUAAUAGACUCAGAAAGCGUUUCCACGGCGCGCUGGGCAGUUAUAGCUAGAAGGGAUCAUGAUUCCGGUGUCUCUGUAUUAUUCCGUAUCAC